Messenger RNA from Melozone crissalis (California towhee), 8477 nucleotides. It is a transcript of the gene NRXN1, whose product is annotated as neurexin 1. The transcript is spliced from 24 exons. The record is from RefSeq and is a predicted model, not a curated record. Lineage: Eukaryota; Metazoa; Chordata; Aves; Passeriformes; Passerellidae. The coding region runs from base 832 to 5370 and encodes 1512 amino acids.
GAGCGGCACAGGCAGCCCCGGCAGCCGCGCCCGGCCCGGCCCGGCCCCGCGGCCCCCGCGCAGAUUAGAAACAAAAACAAUAGAGGAGAAUCACCCACCCCCCUGGAUCUUAGCCUUGGCCUUUUUCAAGCAAAGAGAAGAGGAGCUGCCAGGCUUUGCAUGUCAAGUGGCCACUCGGCUGUUUGACAGCUUCUGGGUUUCAACCCCGUUGGGAUUGAGGCAGCUCAAGCAACCACGAGCGAUGAGUCCUGUCGUCUGCUGACGCUGCUCCAGCACCAUGGCAGACUGGCUGUGAUAUGACAAGAGGAGCCAUCCUAGGGAGGCAGCGCUGGGAUCCAUAAUUGGCUUCCUGGGAAACUACAGCUGGUGGAGAGGAUGUAAAAAGAGGCGCGCAUGUGCCAGGAUAUUGCUACAGCCUUGCUGAGCUGGUGGAUCCACUUGGAGGAGAGUUUUGCCACUGAUCUUGGUUUUUUUCCCGGUUUGGUAAUGUUGGCUUUGGGGAAAAUUUCUGCUGACUCACCCACCCCUGGACACCUUUUGCAGAGCGUGGCCGGCCAGUGAAGAGAUCCGACGGCGCCUUACCCCGACUGCGGGUCCCCUCCGGUGACCCCUGGCACCAUCUUGUGCCCAACCCCAUCCCGUGGGGCAGCUGCAGCCCCCCGCCCCGGGGAGUCUCCCACAGUGACCCCCGCACCCGGGGCGGGGGUGAGCGUGGCCAAAGCUUCCAGCGCGGCCGGCGCCCGGCAAGAUUUUACCCUGUCUGCCGCCGGGGCCCCGGUGCCGCCCCCCGCCAGCCCUGCCGCCCCGCUCAGCCGCCCCAGGCCGCGCAGGAUGGGGGCGGUGCUGGUGCGGCGCGGGGGCUGCCUGCUGCUCUGGCUGGCCCUACUGCUGGGCUGCUGGGCCGAGCUGGGCAGCGGGCUGGAGUUCCCGGGUGCGGAGGGCCAGUGGACCCGCUUCCCCAAGUGGAACGCCUGCUGCGAGAGCGAAAUGAGCUUCAACAUGAAGACGCGCAGCUCCAGCGGGCUGGUGCUCUACUUCGACGACGAGGGUUUCUGUGACUUCCUGGAGCUCAUCCUCACCCAGGGAGGGCGGCUACAGCUCAGCUUCUCCAUCUUCUGCGCCGAGCCCGCCACCCUGCUCUCGGACACGGCGGUCAACGACAACCGCUGGCAUGCCGUUGUCAUCCGCCGCCACUUCAAGAACACGACGCUGAUCAUUGACCGAGCGGAGGCCAAGUGGGUGGAGGUGAAGUCCAAACGGCGGGACAUGACUGUCUUCAGCGGGCUCUUCCUAGGAGGGCUCCCGCCGGAGCUGCGGUCGGCGACGCUAAAGCUGACGCUCUCCUCCGUCAAGGACCGGGAGCCCUUCAAGGGCUGGAUAACAGACGUGCGGGUGAACUACACGCAGGCGUCGCCGCUGGAGAGCCAGGAGGUGCGGCUGGAUGACGAGCAGAGCCGGCUGUGCGCCAGGGACGACGUCUGCCUCAACGGGGGGGUCUGCUCGGUGCUCAACGACCAGGCCGUCUGCGACUGCUCCCAAACGGGCUUCCGAGGGAAGGACUGCAGUGAAGAAGACAACUAUGUGGAAGGUCUGGCGCACCUGAUGAUGGGCGACCAAGGUAAAAGUAAAGGAAAAGAAGAAUAUAUUGCCACAUUCAAGGGAUCAGAGUACUUCUGCUAUGAUUUGUCUCAGAACCCCAUACAGAGCAGCAGUGAUGAAAUAACUCUGUCCUUUAAAACGCUGCAGAGGAACGGACUGAUGCUUCACACAGGAAAAUCGGCCGAUUAUGUCAAUCUUGCACUGAAAAAUGGAGCUGUCUCCUUGGUCAUUAAUUUGGGCUCAGGGGCCUUUGAAGCGCUGGUGGAACCUGUGAAUGGGAAAUUUAAUGACAAUGCCUGGCAUGAUGUGAAAGUAACCAGGAAUCUGCGUCAGCACUCAGGCAUUGGACACGCUAUGGUAAACAAACUACAUUGUUCGGUGACAAUAUCAGUGGAUGGAAUUCUGACCACAACGGGAUACACGCAAGAAGACUACACCAUGCUGGGCUCUGAUGACUUUUUCUAUGUUGGAGGCAGUCCUAGCACAGCAGACCUCCCAGGGUCACCAGUCAGUAACAACUUUAUGGGCUGUCUCAAAGAGGUUGUAUAUAAAAAUAACGAUGUCAGGUUGGAGCUGUCUCGACUUGCCAAGCAAGGGGAUCCUAAAAUGAAGAUUCAUGGGGUUGUAGCAUUUAAAUGUGAGAAUGUUGCAACCUUAGAUCCAAUCACAUUUGAAACACCAGAGUCUUUCAUCUCUCUGCCAAAGUGGAAUGCCAAGAAAACAGGCUCAAUAUCAUUUGACUUUCGUACAACUGAGCCAAAUGGCCUCAUUCUUUUCAGUCAUGGGAAACCAAGGCACCAAAAAGAUGCCAAACAUCCGCAGAUGGUGAAGGUCGAUUUUUUUGCCAUUGAGAUGCUUGAUGGCCACCUCUACCUGCUGUUAGACAUGGGAUCAGGUACUAUAAAAAUAAAAGCCUUGCAGAAGAAGGUGAAUGAUGGUGAAUGGUACCACGUGGAUUUUCAGCGGGAUGGGCGGUCAGGGACGAUAUCUGUGAACACGUUACGUACUCCAUACACUGCACCAGGGGAAAGUGAAAUCCUUGACUUGGAUGAUGACUUGUAUCUUGGAGGCUUACCAGAAAAUAAAGCAGGCCUGGUCUUCCCAACAGAAGUGUGGACAGCACUCCUCAAUUAUGGAUACGUCGGCUGCAUCCGAGAUUUAUUUAUUGAUGGUCAAAGCAAAGAUAUUCGACAGAUGGCUGAAAUUCAAAGCACAGCUGGAGUAAAACCCUCAUGCUCCAGAGAAACUGCAAAGCCUUGCCUUAGCAACCCCUGUAAAAACAAUGGUGUGUGCAGGGAUGGGUGGAACAGAUAUGUGUGUGAUUGCUCUGGCACGGGGUACCUUGGCAGAUCGUGCGAAAGAGAGGCCACAAUUUUAAGCUAUGAUGGGAGUAUGUUUAUGAAAAUCCAGCUUCCUGUGGUGAUGCACACAGAGGCCGAAGAUGUUUCUUUAAGGUUCAGGUCCCAGAGAGCUUAUGGCAUUUUAAUGGCCACGACUUCCAGGGAAUCUGCAGAUACCCUUCGGUUAGAGCUGGAUGCAGGACGAGUUAAGCUAACGGUCAACCUAGACUGUAUCAGGAUUAACUGUAAUUCCAGCAAAGGCCCAGAAACCCUUUUUGCUGGCUAUAACCUCAAUGAUAAUGAGUGGCACACAGUGCGCGUGGUGCGGCGAGGAAAAGGUUUAAAGUUAAUGGUGGAUGACCAGCAGGCUGUGACAGGUCAAAUGGCUGGAGAUCACACACGGCUGGAGUUCCACAACAUAGAAACAGGAAUAAUAACAGAACGGCGCUACCUGUCUUCUGUGCCUUCUAAUUUUAUUGGGCAUCUGCAGAGUCUCACAUUUAAUGGCAUGGCAUACAUUGACUUAUGUAAAAAUGGAGACAUCGAUUAUUGUGAGCUAAAUGCAAGAUUCGGGUUCAGGAACAUCAUAGCAGACCCUGUAACCUUUAAAACAAAAGCAAGUUAUGUUGCACUGGCCACGCUACAAGCGUACACAUCUAUGCACCUUUUUUUCCAGUUCAAAACCACCUCCCUGGAUGGAUUGAUACUUUUUAACAGUGGCGAUGGAAAUGAUUUCAUUGUGGUUGAAUUAGUGAAAGGGUAUUUACACUAUGUGUUUGACUUGGGAAACGGUGCCAACCUCAUCAAGGGAAGUUCUAAUAAACCUCUGAAUGACAACCAGUGGCAUAAUGUCAUGAUAUCAAGGGAUACCAACAACCUACACACUGUAAAGAUUGACACUAAAAUCACAACACAGAGCACAGCAGGAGCCAGAAAUCUAGAUCUAAAAAGUGAUUUAUAUAUUGGAGGAGUGGCCAAAGAAAUGUUUAAAUCCCUGCCCAAGCUGGUGCAUGCAAAGGAGGGGUUCCAAGGCUGCCUUGCAUCAGUUGACUUGAACGGACGGCUCCCUGAUCUCAUCUCAGAUGCUCUCUUCUGCAAUGGGCAAAUAGAAAGAGGAUGUGAAGUUGCAUUGAUGAAAGCUGAUUUGCAAGGCCCCAGCACCACGUGCCAAGAGGAUUCCUGUGCAAACCAGGGCGUGUGCCUUCAGCAGUGGGAUGGGUUCAGCUGUGACUGCAGCAUGACCUCCUUCAGUGGGCCAUUGUGCAAUGACCCGGGGACAACGUAUAUCUUUAGCAAAGGUGGUGGACAGAUCACUUACACGUGGCCUCCCAACGACCGGCCGAGCACUCGAGCAGACAGACUGGCAAUAGGGUUUAGCACUGUACAAAAAGAGGCUGUGCUGGUGCGAGUGGACAGCUCUACUGGCCUUGGAGAUUAUUUAGAGCUGCAUAUUCACCAGGGCAAAAUCGGAGUUAAGUUUAAUGUCGGGACGGACGACAUCGCCAUCGAGGAGAUGAACGCCAUCAUCAAUGACGGGAAGUACCACGUGGUGCGCUUCACCCGGAGCGGUGGCAAUGCCACCCUGCAGGUGGACAACUGGCCCGUCAUCGAGCGCUACCCAGCAGGAAACAAUGAUAACGAGCGCCUGGCGAUUGCUAGACAGCGAAUUCCAUAUCGACUUGGUCGAGUAGUUGAUGAAUGGCUACUCGACAAAGGGCGUCAGCUCACAAUCUUCAAUAGCCAAGCAACAAUAAAAAUUGGAGGCAAGGAACGUGGCCACCCUUUCCAAGGCCAGCUCUCUGGUCUUUACUACAAUGGCUUGAAAGUUCUGAAUAUGGCAGCAGAAAAUGAUGCCAACAUCAUGAUAGAAGGGAAUGUGAGACUUGUUGGUGAAGUGCCUUCCUCUAUGACAACCGAGUCCACAGCCACCGCCAUGCAGUCGGAGAUGUCCACGUCAGUCAUGGAAACCACCACCACCCUGGCCACCAGCACCGCCAGAAGAGGAAAGGCUCCGACCAAAGAACCCAUUGGUCAGACUUCAGAUGACAUCCUGGUGGCCUCGGCUGAAUGUCCCAGCGAUGAUGAGGACAUCGAUCCCUGUGAGCCGAGCUCAGGUGGGUUAGCAAACCCCACCCGGGCGGGAGGAGGACGGGAGUACCCCGGCUCGUCCGAGGUGAUCCGCGAAUCCAGCAGCACGACGGGCAUGGUGGUCGGGAUCGUGGCGGCGGCGGCGCUGUGCAUCCUCAUCCUCCUGUAUGCCAUGUACAAGUACAGGAAUCGAGACGAGGGCUCCUACCACGUGGAUGAGAGUCGAAACUACAUCAGUAACUCAGCACAAUCCAACGGGGCUGUGAUCAAGGAGAAGCAGCCCAACAGCGCUAAAAGUUCCAACAAAAACAAGAAAAAUAAGGAUAAGGAGUACUAUGUCUGAUCUCAACAUCUAAAAGAACGCUUGUAUAGAAAUAGUCUUCAUUUUAUCUGAGACAUAAUACAAACUUAUUUACUUUACUUUUUAUGAAGCACAUUCAAAAACAAACAAACAGAAAAGACAGGGAAUGCAAUCAGAAAGGAAAGACUGUUUUUAAAAACAAGCAUUUCAUGCUCUUGUUUUUCAGAAACAGGAGCUGAUAAAUUCCCUAACAUCCACAGUGUUUUCAUUUACUCUGCCUGUCUUUAUGUUGCUGGAACGUUUCUGAAAGACAAUGAUGACACCACGCACUCAUAAAGCAAGGAGUAUUACUACAACAUCGAGGCACAAUAUGAAAAAAAAAAAUCAAAUUUAAAAAAAAAACAAAACAGGAAAAAAAAAAAGAAAAAAGAAGCUACCUAUGAUUCUGGAUUUAGCCAAAGUGCUAGCGCUUUCUUGAGAAGUAAGUUAGUCUUAUUGUCAGAGAAGACUGUCAUUAUAUAUGGUGACUCAACAAGCAAACAUAAAGAGUUUGCCGUCUGGUGCAGUGAAGCAGUGAUUGGAAACUUGCAUUUUGAAACAAAGUGCUGGCUUUUCUGAAGACUUAUGUAGAAAUACUUUCAAAAAGCCCCUUUCUGGUUGUGAGGAAAAUAGUAUGGAGGCCUUAUUUUCAAAAACAAAAACAAAAAAUCUGGAAUAUAAGGCACAUUUCCACAAAAAUAUUAAAAAAAAAAAAAGAAAAAAAAAAGAAAAACAAGAGGGCAUAGAUGCAAUCAUUGGGAAAUUUUCAUGCACGCUUAAUAUGUUAUUACAUAUGUUUAUAUAAAAACACAUCUAUAUGUGCUUUCUGGACUGUGAUAAGUGAUGUUUUAUAGCCUGUUGUAUAGAAAAUGCAAACUAUAUCUGCUCUUCAGCCAUUUUUGGUAAACUCAAUGUUAUAAGUGUUGCUAGGUAUAGAGAGUUUUAUGACAUCUGGAGCAACAGACAUUCUUCAGUUUUUUUGCAGCCAUUAUAAAUUGUCCCAGACUUUUUCCCCUUUUUUUUUUUGAUUUUUAAUUUACAGUGUAGUGGUUAUACAAAGGGGGAUGUGUAUGAAUGUAUAUAAGAGUCAGCUAAUUUUUUUCUUACCUGUACAGCUCUAUUAUGUUGCAAUUAAGUUUCAGUAGUUUGUAUGAAAGAAGUGGACUAGAAAGCAAAAAUAUAUCUCUACUGUAAUUUGUCUUCUCCCUCCUAUCCCCAUCUCUUGCUCCUGAUAUGCAUCAAUGAAGUUGAUCAGAAUGGCCAAUUUUCCUAGAAAUAUACAUUCAUUAAUUAGCUAAAUAUUUAGUGACUUAAACUGGCCUUUGGCUUCCAGUCAAAGCUUCACUAUUGGAGAGCAUGGUUUGCCUUACAGAAACCUUGUUCUUAGAAAUUACGAGAAUGAUGAGUUUCUUGAGAAUCUUAGGAAGUAUCAUAUAGUGUUUAUCUGGCAUUCGUAUGAAGAACAGCUACUACAGCACUGGGUGGUAAAAGAUCUAAAAAUACCCAUUGUAAUUAUCCAGGCUGAUUCUAUUGCAGAAUUUAUCCCUUUCUCCAAAAAGGAAAUACUCUUGAGGUGCACGAUAGUAUUUUUCAAUGGUGGGCAUUUUGACAUAUGAAAAAGUAUUUUUAGCUAAGUUUAUUGUGUAGUAUUGCAAGACAUCAUAACCAGACAGAUCUAAGUUCAUUAUGUUUUAAAGUGACACAGCUUAUCUUGCAUAUAUAAAACAUUAAUGCAUUUUAGUUAAACACAUGAAAUGUAAUGCUGUUAUUUACACGUUAAGUUUGGAAUUUUUUUCUAGUAAUAUUUCAUUAGUUUCACAGCAAUAAAUCAUAGCAUAACAUUUUAUUUACACAGAAGUUCAAAGGGAAUGCAUUAGACAGAAAGAGGGUAGUUCAAUAGAAAUCAACCAAAUCAUCAGAAGGCCUCCUGGGAGGGAUAUAGAUAUUCACACUUUACAGAAAGGAAGGAGAAAUUUAAAAUUAGCUUUAAACAGCAGACACAAAACAUUUUGUUGGGUGUUACUCACUGUAGCUGAUGAAACAAAGUUGGGAACUGGUACAGCUAUCUAUCUGGGAGUCAGAGCACUUUAAAAAUACAUGUUGCUGACAUGGAAACACCUCUCUUGAAGCUUGCCAACCACAUCAAGGUGUGACAUGUUGCAUUUGUGAAACGACUUUUUAUUUUCAUUAGCAUUUACACAAAAAACGAAGGGAAAAUAAAACCCACUCGCGAAAACCACGAAAUCCAUCUGAUGUUCAUCUCUUAGAUUGUUGUUCACCUGUGGCACUCAUCAUUUCUCCCACCUUUACAAGACAGCUGUACUCAGGGAAUGGCAGGGGCAAGGGUGGCUGGAGGUCAUUGCUGGAAGCAAGAGGCUUCAGCUGGAGGGGGGAAAGAAGCUGAAAGCCAGGUGGGGUUCAGAUUUCAGUGCUUGAAGGUACCUGGAAGAACAAGAAUAAUCUGUUGGCAGGAGACUGGGCAUGACAGAAUGUGAUUUGGGUGAGAUGAAAUGGUCUUUUCUGCUUGGUAUUGAUUGCAUUAAUGAAAUAGCGUUGUCAGGCCAAUUUCCAGGCAGUUUGGUAGGUCAAUCUUUAACUAAAUCCAUACAUCAAGGACAAAAAAAAAAAAAAAAACUCCUACUAUUAAAAUAAGAAAACACAAUUUUAACACUGUUUCUGAAGGUUCUCCUUUUUCCUCUUUAAUUUCAUAAUUUAACAAAAAAAAAAAAAUUAUGGAUGUAUCAGAAAUGCCAGCAAGUGGAUUUAAAAUUCUUUUUUGUUUAAAAGCAGCAGCAACAACAAACAGACAUAAACCAACUACCUAACAUAAAAUUGGAUUCCUUUCUCUAUAAUAACCUAAUUUGUUUGACUGAGAUGGCUUCAUUUCUAUGACUGUAUUGUGUUGCCUUUUUUAACAAAACACUAAAUAACGUGUGAAACUUUCAACCCUAAGACAUCAAAGAGAGGCCCAAUGCCCCUAACCUUAUAGUGCUUUCUGUGAUAGAUAUUUACAAUUUUUUUAUUUGUUGCAAGGCCAAUUUAUUCAUUAUUGGAAAUGCUAAGCAAGUGGAAUUUACUGUUUUGUUAAUAAAAAUGUUUCUUAAUACAAA